AUGGAUGCGGUAAAGUCGGUAUUGAGUGCUGCGAAGAUGAAGAAGACUGACAUCCACGAGAUAUUGUUGGUGGGUGGAUCGACGCGUAUUCCGAAGGUGCAGACGAUGCUGCAGGACUUCUUCAAUGGCAGGCAAUUGAAUAGGUCGGUCAACGCAGACGAGGCAGUGGCGUACGGCGCGACAUUGCUGGCGGCCAAACUGACUGGCGCUAUGCCGAAGUCGAUGCAACAAUUGAGGCUGCUGGAAGUGGCGCCAAUGUCACUGCGUAUGGAGUUUCCAGACGGUACUAUGCAGAAGAUGUUAGUGCGUAACACACAAAUGCCGAUGAAGCAGAAAUGGGCUUGCACAGCCCCCAAAGAUGAUAGUGUUGAUACGUUGUUCAGGAUAUUCGAGGGUGAAUGUGAGGAGGAAGGCGACAACUACACUAUAGCUGACUUUCCGUCAACGAAUUUUUCAGUGGAUCUACAUGGUUUGAUCAAGUUCCACUUGACAUUUACAACUGACGAAAGUGGCAUUCUCCAUGUGUCAGUGGUGGAAAAGUCGUCAAGGAAGCAGAAGAGCAUCACGACUAUCAAUUACAAAGGCGGUCUGUCGGAGGAGGAGAUAGAACGAAUGAUGAAUGAUGCGGAGAAGUUCAAGCAGGUGGAUGAGAAGGAGAGGAACAGGAUGGCAGCGAAGAAUGGAUUGGUGGACUACAUUUACAGCAUAAAGGAGGAAAUGGGGAGCGAGGAGAUGAAGCAAAGGACAUUGGAGGAGAAUAGACAAAAAGUGAUUAGGAUGUGUGAGGAGAUGAUAAAUUGGACGAACACAGAAAAGAACGCCAAAGGGAAGGACUAUAAACGAAUGCGGAGAACGUUGGAGGAGAUGUACACCGAUAUUGCCAUGAUCAAAAGAAGUGCCGAUUCUGAUCGUGGAGAUGUGAAAAGAGAUACAAACAGCUGUGGACAUCCAAACACCUGCAUUUGUAUCAUGGAACAUAACGAGAAGCAACGGAUUUUAAAAAUCUGCUUACUUAAAUGUGAGUAA
Echinococcus granulosus is the source of this 1026-nucleotide messenger RNA. RefSeq names its product Heat shock cognate protein. Lineage: Eukaryota; Metazoa; Platyhelminthes; Cestoda; Cyclophyllidea; Taeniidae. Gene Ontology annotation, biological process: protein refolding; cellular response to unfolded protein. Gene Ontology annotation, molecular function: misfolded protein binding; ATP binding; heat shock protein binding. The coding region runs from base 1 to 1026 and encodes 341 amino acids. Gene Ontology annotation, cellular component: cytoplasm. The transcript has a single exon. The record is from RefSeq and is a predicted model, not a curated record.